AUGUCGGGCGCCCGACCGCCCUUGACGCGUCAUCGACGAGAAGCUGAUGGUAUUGCUGGGGCGCCGCUUGCGUGGGCGCAGGACGUCGUGUUCGCCGCGGAGGGCCUGAGCGCAUCCCAGGACGGUCCCGCGUGGUCGCUGUAUUGCGUGGCCGACGGGCACAUGGGCCUCGCGGCCGCGAACUACGUGGAGGCCAACCUCUGGCGCGUGCUGGCGCCGAUGCUGCCCAAGGCCAGGAUGCCGGACUGCGACAGCGAAG
This is a messenger RNA of Ostreobium quekettii, 259 nucleotides long. Lineage: Eukaryota; Viridiplantae; Chlorophyta; Ulvophyceae; Bryopsidales; Ostreobiaceae. The record is from the annotation of a GenBank genome assembly.